AUGGGUUGUGGGAACAGUAAGGUGCUGCCUGAGGCAUCCAAGAAGGGCUAUGUAAGUGUGGUUCAAUCGCUCGUGGCCUUUAGUAAAGCUCAGGGUGAUGAUGAGUCAAAGAAGCAUGCAAAGAAGAAGAGAGCUCCAUGGUUUUCCACCAGUGCUAAAAAUCUCCAACCUGCAUCAAACGGACAGCAGCAGAUACUCAGAGAGGGACGACAGCAGGACAGAGUCGCAAAGUAUAAGGACAAGUUUGAUCCACGUGUGAUGGCAAGAUACAACAUCAAGGCUCUGAUCGGUCGGGGGAGCUUCAGCCGCGUUGUGCGCGUUGAGCACAGGGCGACUCGCCAGCCAUUCGCCAUUAAAAUGAUGGAGGUGGAGGCCCCAGAGGGCCGCGAGGUGUGCGCCACGGAGCUGGCCGUGCUGCAACGAGUGAGCCACUCGCACGUGAUCCAGCUGAUGGAGGUGUUUCAGUUCCCUCAGCGGGUCUACAUGGUGCUGGAACUGGCCACAGGGGGCGAGCUGUUGGACCGUGUGGUCAGCAGGGGCCACUUCACGGAGAGGGACGCCACCCAGGCGCUCAGGAUGGUGCUGGCUGGGGUGGCAUACCUGCACAAUCUGGGCAUCACCCACAGAGACUUGAAGCCUGAGAACCUCCUGUACUACCACCCAGGGGCCGACUCCAGGCUGCUUGUCACCGACUUUGGACUGGCCACUUUUGGCGGCGCAGGGUCAGAGGUCGUGAAUGGAGAUAACUCAGGAGCAGAUUCUUGGUCCCUCAGAACCACCUGUGGGACCCCAGAGUACAUGGCCCCUGAGGUGUUGCUAAGGAGACCAUACUCCUGUGCUGUGGACAUGUGGGCCCUGGGGGUGAUCGCCUACAUCGUGCUGAGUGGAUCCAUGCCGUUUGAGGACGACAGCCGCACACGCCUCUACAGAUCCAUAGUGAGAGGAAAAUACAGCUUCCAUGGAGACCCUUGGCCCUCAGUGUCCAACCUGGCCAAGGACUUUAUCCAUCGCCUGCUGCCAUUGGACCCCGCAGCUCGACUGACCGCAGACCAAGCUCUCCAUCACCCCUGGGUAGCCAGCAUGGCAGCCAGUUCCUCCAUGAAGAACCUCCAUCGCUCUAUUUCUCAGAACCUCCGGCAGCGGGCAUCCCGCAGCUCCUCCCGGUGCCCGAGCAGCAACGAAAGCUCUGCGGACUCCACCAAUGUUGGCUUGGGAAAGCUCAUAUUGCUGGAGGGAAACCAAGAGCAGCAGCAGGGCCGAGCAUCUGGACGACUUCCAGCCAGAGGAGCAUCAACACCAGCCAACUAAAGCAUCAGAUUUAUAAGAAGGCUAAUGGAAGGAACCAGCUGCCCCAUGCUCAGUGUGUAUACCAAACCUCAGAGCUGCAAACAGGAAGCCAAAGGGUCUGGGACAGGUGUUGUGACAAAAAAAACUUCAGUCAAGCUUCUCUAAUAACCCCCUGGAGGCUUCUUCCUCCAGUAGCUUCUCGUGGUCGGGUUAAGCUGUAAGUGAACAUCUUUCAGUUUGGAGGGUCCAGGUUUAUAUUGAGACAGAGCUGUCCACCUCCACAAGGCUCUAGCCUGCUUUUAUUCACACAGCUCAGACUAAUGGCUCUUAUCUACAUCAUUAUGAGUCACCACAUCACCUGCCUGAGAGGAGGCUUAUACCAGAUAUGAGAAAUAGGAGCUAAUCUUAGAAAGGAUGACGUAAAAGAAGGAAAAACUUGCUUUUUCUUAGAUCUUUUUCCUUUUCUAAACAGUUUAAAACAGCCCACCAGACAGCAGGAUGAUUUAUCUUUUAUAAAGAAAGAAGCAAAUAAGGCACGCUGUAGCCUUUUCUUUUGUUGUCACUCCUCCUACAUAGCAUCCCCCACAUCACUGUGAAACAACUGAAAGCACAAUCCAGAUAUUUGGUGACAGGCCACUUUCGAGUUAAAAUGAGGUUUAAAGAGCCCGCUCUCUCCUCCAUGCAUUAUGCAGGCUGUUAACAGCAGCAUUCUCAAAAUAACCACAUUUCCAGUGAGAAGUUUUAAAUUAAAAUGCUAAUGUUAGUAUGCGAAAGGAGUGCAUUAAACAGCGAGUAUAUUAUGCAAAACACAAUUACAAGUGAAGUUCAAUCAUGUUUAGCAACAUCACACGUCAUGUAUUAUGGAUUUAUUUCUCUUUUUAUGUUUUAAUCACAUUUGAUGAAUGCUUUUGGUUGCAAAUGAUAAAUCAUGUAUUAGACUGAACCUGCAAGGAUUAAUGGAUGCCAUACAGAUCAGAAAAAGGAGUUUCAACAUAUAAGAAAAUAAAGUUAGGACUACCUGUAUUUUAUUUUUUUGUUUGUGUAUAAACACAAUAGUUUUCCUUUUUCUAAGUAAUACUUCACCAACAGUCAGUCAAAAACUCAAAAAUAAUGGUAAAAUCCCUGAUGAUUUUUUGUGUGUACAUGUUCUUAUUAUUUAGAUGAUGGUCUAAAAAGUCAAUCAAUCAACCAGGUGUUUUG
Messenger RNA from Eleginops maclovinus (Patagonian blennie), 2487 nucleotides. RefSeq names its product serine/threonine-protein kinase H1-like. The record is from RefSeq and is a predicted model, not a curated record. Gene Ontology annotation, molecular function: ATP binding; protein kinase activity. NCBI's taxonomy places the organism in Eukaryota, Metazoa, Chordata, Actinopteri, Perciformes, Eleginopidae. Gene Ontology annotation, biological process: protein phosphorylation. The coding region runs from base 1 to 1308 and encodes 435 amino acids. The transcript has 3 exons.